CUUUUGACACCUUGCAAACGUCAAACGCAUCUUCGUUGUUUACGGCUGCACAAACCGGCAAACAAAAACAAUCUACAACGCUUCUGUUUAGCGGGCCACGCUAGAAAUCGCUACCUCACUAUGGCCAAACAUCAUCCGGAUUUAAUUUUCUGCCGUAAACAACCGGGUGUGGCCAUCGGACGCCUGUGCGAAAAAUGUGAUGGCAAGUGUGUGAUUUGCGACUCGUACGUGCGACCCUGUACGUUGGUACGAAUUUGUGACGAAUGUAAUUACGGCUCCUACCAGGGUCGGUGCGUUAUAUGCGGAGGACCAGGUGUAUCGGAUGCAUACUACUGCAAGGAAUGCACAAUCCAGGAAAAGGAUCGCGAUGGAUGUCCCAAGAUCGUAAACCUCGGCAGCUCGAAAACAGAUCUGUUCUACGAGCGGAAAAAGUACGGCUUCAAGAGAUAAACGUAGCGUAAUCGUGUGUUUAGAUUCUUACUACUUUAACCUUUCUGGGCUUAGUUAAGAUAUAAAUAAACAACCGGAUGGUACUACAAUAUCGCUA
Molecule: messenger RNA, 547 nt
Organism: Anopheles stephensi (Asian malaria mosquito)
Lineage: Eukaryota; Metazoa; Arthropoda; Insecta; Diptera; Culicidae
Gene: Phf5a
Product: PHD finger-like domain-containing protein 5A
Exons: 3
Coding region: 121-450 (109 amino acids)
Biological process (GO): mRNA splicing, via spliceosome
Cellular component (GO): precatalytic spliceosome; U12-type spliceosomal complex; catalytic step 2 spliceosome
Source: RefSeq, a predicted model, not a curated record